Polypterus senegalus (gray bichir) is the source of this 7231-nucleotide messenger RNA. RefSeq names its product phosphate cytidylyltransferase 1, choline, beta b (gene pcyt1bb). Bases 3922 to 5034 code for a protein of 370 amino acids. Gene Ontology annotation, biological process: CDP-choline pathway. The transcript is spliced from 8 exons. Gene Ontology annotation, molecular function: choline-phosphate cytidylyltransferase activity; phosphatidylcholine binding. The record is from RefSeq and is a predicted model, not a curated record. Lineage: Eukaryota; Metazoa; Chordata; Cladistia; Polypteriformes; Polypteridae.
UCUUGCACCCAUGAAGUAUGUUUUGUGAAUAAUUUGUUUCCGCCAUUCAAAUGUUAACAUAAUUUUGACUCACUCUGUAUUAAAGGCACCCUUCCCUAAUAAUUGGUUGCAGAAUCCUUGGCAAUAAUGACAGCAUUCAAACAUUUCUUAUAGCCGUCUAUAAACAUCUGGAACUGUUCUGCUGAUAUGUUAUAUGAUAAUCUUCAGCUGCAGUUUGUUCUAGCUGUUGAACGUCUGCAGGAUUUCUUUUACUAAUAGCAAAUUUCCCCUCUUUUCAAAGGUGGUCAAUUGGAUUCAAAUUAGGACUCAUUGCUGCCCAGUUUAAUAAGUCCAGUUUUUGUUUUUUAACCAUUCUCUUGUCCUUUUGAAUGUGUGUUUUGGGUCACUCUCCUGCUGGAGGACUCAUGAUCUUUGACCUAUACCUAAUUAUCUGACACUGGUUAGCACAUUCUACCCUGGUAACCCUCUUAUGGUUUCCUUAAUAUAAUGGAGAUCUCCAGUACCAGACAAAGCAAAGUAAAGCAGCCCAACAGCAUUAUGGGAUCUCCACCAUAUUAAACCAUAGGUAAGCUGUUCUUUUCAGUAUAAGCUUCAUUCCACUGCCUAGAAAUAAGUCACUGGUCUGCAUUAACACAGAGCUCUAUUUAGUUUAAUCAAUCCAAAGAACACUUUUCCAGAAUGUUUUUUUGUUUCUCUUGGAACCAUGCCUUUCCGUGUUGUCAUCCUGUUUAGCCUUUAACAAUUUGCACUAACCUUUAAAGCAUUGUUUGAUCAGUUUUCCUCAUUCUACCACAUCUAAGGAAGUUCUUGACAGAUCCAUGAGCAGCAAACAUCUUAAUAACAUCACAGGUUCUACAAGCAGGAAUGAAAAUAUUUCUGGAGAUGGACUUGUACCCUUUUGCAUUUUUAUGUUUGGUGACGAGUUUUUCAGAUGAUCUCUUGUUCUUAGCAUUGUUGAUAAGAAAUAGGGAGUGAAAGUGACUUUUUUUGAGGUAUGAAAGCUAUCAUUAUUGGUUAAUUCAAUUCAUGUGAGCACUAACAAUGUGUCGCAGUCGCAGAGUGGAAUUUCACUGUAGUAAGAAUGUAGCUCUAGGCAGGCAGUGUGGGGUUAAGGCAUUUGGACUUCACAUGCUGAGGGUGUGGGCUCAAUCCUGCUACUGACACUGUCUGACCAUGAGCAAGUCGCUUGACUGGCCAGUGCUUCAACUGGAAAACCAAACGAAAUUUAACAAAUUCUAUUGUAAAUGAUGUAAGUGGAUAAAGGUGUCAGCCAAAUAUGUAGAUGUAGCUCUAAUCAAAAUGAAGACAUAUCCACUUGUCCUUUUUAAUUGUUUGAUCCUGUGUUGAUCUAUAUCAAACACAUCAGUGUAUAUAGACCAAAGCUGUUUUAAUGCCAGCUUUUUUCAGGAGAUACUAUAAUUUUAUGUACCUAAAAGCCAAUGGCGCCAAUAAUGACACACUUUCCACUUAGUAUCUUUUAUGUCUAUUUCAAAAUAUAUUGGGACGUGCUGGGCAGACAAAGAACUUGUACAACCUAAAAGACCCAAAAAAUGUCAGCAUGCCUACCGAGAGUUCCCCUGACAAGCCCAUCAGUUUCCCUGCUCGCUUAUACCAGUGCAGGCUGUAUGUUCUUAGUUCCACUGCAGUAUUCCAUCCCUUUAUGUCAGAGUCUUUGCCAAGUUGUCUGUCUUGUUCCUCAGUGGUGCCUUUUCAGUCUAAGACCACAUCAGAUGUUCCAAGUCUAAUAUAUAGCCUUGCUGUUUCCUUAUUGUCUUAGCUACAAAGUUCUCUCUGAUUCAGAUUUAUUUACUUGGGGUAGAGACUAGAUCACCCAGUGCCAGUUAUAAAACACCUACCCAAUUAAAUGUCCCAACUGUAACAAUACCUGGAAAGUUAUUAAAUCGUUUAAAAGGAUAGAAGAUGCAUCAUCAACAGUCUGACUCUUACUAGCCUGGGUAGUCAUUGGCUUUAAUCUUUAGUCAUUUCCAUCCUCCCAAUGGUAUUUGAAAGUCAUAGCUUCUUUAAAGAGAGGGACCACAAUUUCAGUUUCCAAGAUGUCUUCUUGAAUAUUACAGUAAGUAACAGUUAAACAUGGACUUUCUCCAUGCCAGGUAGGCAUACUGCAGGUGAAAAAAUAUGUCCCUGGUAAUGCAAGUGGCAGCCUGUGAACUUAAGAGACUUUAUCUUUAAACCCUUCUCCAAACUUAUGUUAAAAACAUGUACUAAAAUACUGUUGGCUUGUAUAGAUAAUGUACAGUAAAAUGCUUCUCUCUUAUAUUAUAUUGAAUAAAUUAAGUUUAGAAAAUGAUAGAUUGAUGUUAUUUAAAAUGGCUAUUUAGACGACUUAUCCAGAGAAAAUAUUUAUUUACUUUGGUAAAGGCUUAGGUUUAAUCUUUGUGUAGCUCUAUAUGAACCCUGUACAAAUAAUAGUAGCUAUAAUAAGAAUUAGAAUUUUCUUUUUUUUUUUUUUGCUUAAUACAAUUUAAGGUCAUUGAGGGUGGGUUCUAUUCCAGUAGUAUCGGGGUGCUAAGUAGGAAACAGCUGAGGACAGCCCAUAACAGGGCACACCCAAGUCUACUCCCGCGCUCACUCCUAUUCAUUCUUUAGCUCAAUUUAAGUGUGGGAGAAAAAGCAGAGUACUGAGAGAAAAACCUCAUGCAGACACUGGGGGCAGGAAUAUGUAAACCCCACACAGCUGUGGAAUUCAAAAUCGGGAUGCUGGAUCCAUAAGGCAGAAGUGCUAAUGCCGCUAUAUCAUCAUCAUCAUCAUCAUCAACAACAUAAUACCAUGUGAUCCCAAACUGAAUCAAGUAGAUUUUAUAAUAAUAAUAAUAUAUUAUUAUUAUUAUUAUUGUUGUUAUUAUUAUGUAUUGAUAAUCUUUAAAUAAUUUAUUUUAAAGCAUUUAUUAUAUAGAAAGCCUAACUACAUAUUUUAAUUUUUUUAUUUGGUGUUACAAUAGGUGUGUUUCCUCUUCUUCUAAGCAACUGGUAUGUGAGAAAUAUGAAAGAACCACUUGAAAUGAAAAUAUUUAUUUAAAACACAUGCAACACUAUGUUUUUAUUUUUGGCUGAUUAAGCAAUUAUUUUGUUCUGCAUUUUUGUCUCAGAAAAAAAAAACAAAAACUGCAAACUGCUAUCUGUGCUGUCCAAAGCUGGAUUAAUACAUGCAGGCUGAUUUGAGCUGACAGAACAGAUGGUGGGUGCCGAGGGAGGCUGGGGUAUUACAGUGCAAAUUCAAUGCAUUUUUAAAGAAAUAAACAUAUGUAAUGUUUCAGACAAAAAAAUAUUACUUGAGUGUUUACAUUUGCAUUUUUUUUUUCAAAAUUAAUUCAUUUUCUUUCUGGGGUGAUUAAUCAGUAUUAGUUGUUCAGAAAAUGACAAAAGAAAAUCUUAAUAAUUGCUAUAUUUAAAAGAAGAUUCACUCUCACCUCCUUUUUUAUUAUUCAUAUGUUCUUUGUUCCAUAAGCAGACAAAAAAAGCACAAAGACGGUGACAAACUCUGUAAUUCCUUUUUUUUUUUUUUUUUUGCAAGGACCUCAGCAUCAGUAAAUUGUUAGGUACAGGAAGAUUAAUUCCCUCAUUGGUGUUCCCUGUGGAACCUGACACAUGACAAGACUUUCUUCUAGUGGUGCUAUGACUACAGCAGCCAACCAGUAAACCUCAUGUAAAUGAGAGUACAGUAUCAUGUACCACAAGAAUCCACCUCUUUCUUUUUAGGUUAUCAUUUUAUUGACAGCUGAAGGGCACUGCCUUUUGCUCAUAUAUUAUUGUGUAGCACACAGAGCACGUCCUGAUUGGAUCGUUACUAAGGGGUGGGUGAUGGUGUCUGGGAAACACGGAGACACAGAGUAGGCAAUUUCAUUAGAAAACAGCCUUCUGCUUUGAGGGAGCAUGCCGAUUUAAUUGCUGCUUUUUCUAGUCAUGCUAGUGUUCAACUCUGAUGCUGAGUCAGAGACAGGUAUCCCAACAUCCCCUUCUUAUAAGCCUCCUUCAGGAAUCAUGGAGGAAUUAGAACAUACAUGCCCUCUGCCUCGGACGACACUGACAGAGCCUGCCCCAUUUGCUGACGAAACGAGCUGCCAGUGUCGCGCGCCUCAUGAAAAGUUAACAGUUGCUCAGGCACGUCUUGGGACUCCAGUGGACCGACCAGUGAGAGUAUAUGCUGAUGGAAUCUUUGACCUCUUCCAUGCUGGCCAUGCAAGAGCGCUCAUGCAAGCCAAAAACCUUUUUCCCAAUGGCUACUUGAUUGUAGGAGUUUGCAGUGAUGACUUGACCCACAAAUACAAGGGCUUUACAGUGAUGAAUGAAGAUGAACGAUACGAAGCCCUCCGGCACUGCCGAUAUGUUGAUGAGGUGGUCAGGGAUGCACCGUGGACACUUACUCCGGAGUUCUUAGAAAAACACAAGAUUGACUUUGUUGCACACGAUGACAUUCCGUAUUCUUCUGCUGGCUCAGAAGAUGUCUACAAGCACAUCAAAGAAGCAGGUAUGUUUGUGCCGACUCAAAGAACUGAAGGCAUCUCUACAUCUGAUAUAAUAACAAGAAUCGUAAGGGACUAUGAUGUGUAUGCUCGUCGCAAUCUACAACGGGGAUACACAGCAAAGGAGCUAAACGUGAGCUUUAUAAAUGAAAAGAAAUACCGUUUGCAAAACCAAGUGGACAAAAUGAAAGAAAAAGUGAAGAAUGUAGAAGAAAAAUCAAAGCACUUUGUUUAUAAAGUAGAAGAGAAAAGCCAUGAUCUCAUUCAGAAAUGGGAGGAAAAAUCAAGAGAAUUUAUUGGAAACUUCUUGGAGCUCUUUGGCCCUGAUGGCACGUGGAAGCAAAUGUUUCAGGAGAGAAGUGGAAGAAUGUUGCAAGCACUGUCCCCACGACAGAGUCCAACCGGCAGUCCAACCAGAGAGUUGUGUACUUCACGCUCACCAUCGCCUACUUUCCAAUGGCCUUUUAAUAAUAAGACUACACCUCCAUCUUCCCCCAAGGCAGCGUCUGCGUCCAUCAGCAGCAUGAGCGAGGGGGAUGAAGACGAGAAAUAGAGGACCAUCUAGCUUAUGAGCUGAAUUACUGUCAAUGUCUCAGGAAGGACAGCUUCAGCUCUCCAGUUUUUUUCCCCAUUUCAAAAUCUUAAGAUAUGAUGCACUGAACAAACCCUGGUGUGUGCGUGUUGCAUUUGAAUCCGUGCUUAGGUCUUUAAGCACUAGUGAUCUGAGUUUCCCCCACUUGCUGAGGCAUUGGAUUAGUUAGGUUGUAUUUUAUUUAGGGAAGAAGGGCUGAUUGUAAAGGUUUACUUGAGCUGCUAGGCAUUUGUGUUCUUGCAGAUAAUGUACAGCAUAUGACUGACCUCAUGCAGUAUGACUUGUAGUAAAGUUAAUAGAAACGUGUAGACUAUAUGUCUGUUUUAUAUUAGAUUUUAAAUAAAUGUGGGCAGCCUCAAUUACUUUCCAUCUAUUUUAAGCAAUUGCACUACGCUGAUCCCAAACACAGGGUUAAACACCAUCAAGUCCUUAACAGCAGAAGUCAGUGUCAGGUUAGUACACCUUAGAAGCUAUUGCAUGCCAUUAUUGCCAUAAAUUUUAUUAAUCCAGUUCCAAUACAAAUUGGAUUUGGAAAGACAUACUUGAUACAAACAGCUUUUUAAUAUGAACCAAUUUGAGGCAAGCUGAAGAUUCAUAAUUUUAAGCCUCUUUACAAAUAGGAUGACUUAGAUCGGAUGUUGCUAGACCAUUUGCAGGAUUUGAACUCUGCAACACCUUUAUACCUCUCAUUCUCAGAAAAGGUUCAGCCAUCUGACUGGGAAAUUAGCAACUUUAUACAAAUUUUACACAGUUUUUCACCUCUUCUGUAAUUUGAGUCCUGAGUGAUCAUACAAAGGACCCAAGUCUCAACAUCCAGUCUUCAUAGCCUUGAAGUAAUUAGUGUUAUUUACACAGAAGAGCUACAUGAUCAAACUCGGCGUAAUUAUGGUAAAUUGGUAUCUAAUUGAUAAGUAACAGUCUCUCGUAAUCCAAUCACUUCAGAGAUACGCGUACACACCAUCAUCUUAGCUCCCGACUAGGAGCCUUGACAGCUUUAAACGCCGCACUCAUGAACACAUCCUCUGGGAUUUCAGUCUGCUCAUUAUUUGCAACAUUACACUCGAUUCCUUCUCUAGUCCUAAGGGCAUUUAUUAGAUUUGCUUAAACAAUAUUUCCAUCACUGCAGAAUUCUUAGAACCUUUGGCAAUUUUGACAUUCCUGCAUUCUCCACUGUUGUUUACAUGUAAUAGUUUUAAAAUUCAAAUUAAUGCUCUUGCAUCACACCUGUAAGACCUUAAGACAUUCUGAGGUCUGCCACAGGUCAAUUUUAAACAUACCAGUGGAAGACAAUCCACCAAACUGGAUGUUGCUAUGGAAUUCAAUUUUGAGAAUGUUUCAAAACUAGAAGACAAAUUUAUCAGGCACAACCUUUGCUCAUAUGAAACAGAACUACAGAUCGUCCUUCCCUAAAUUCUGUGGCCUGCCUGCACAUUCCAGCGUGCUCUCUGGCAUGUUCGGAGUUUGCAUGUAUCCUUUUCAGUUUUUUAUCCCCCUUAUCCCAAAGAUGUUCAGGCCCAGUUGCUUAGUGAGAGUGUGCCCGAGUAAGGGUCAGAGUGUGCCCAUGGGAUGGACUGGCGCCCCAUCCUGGGCUGGCUCCCUCAUGGAACUCAAUUCUUCAUCCUACAAGACAAUAAACAAGUUUACACAAAAGGAAUGACAAGCUGAGGAGCACUCAAUGGGCGAGAGAGGAAACUGAAAACUCUCCUUAGCUGGGGCUCAGUUUCUGUAUGCAUUUCCAUGAAACAUGCAAUGACUUUGAUUUUCAGACAGUUUGCUCAGCCUGGUGUUUGUUAGAAUUGAAAUGUAGACACACAGAUAUUACUGAAAUUGAAUGAAUGAUACCGUUACAAACUUCAGAAUGUUCCUCGGAGCUAACUUAGCCACGAUGUUCUAACAAUGCCCAAGUCGGCUCUGCUAGAGUAAAGCACUCUCUGCAAGAGCAGGACCAGACGCCACUCGCAGACCAUUUUUAGAAAUUAAAAAUACAAUAAUAUAUAUACUCAAAUGCACUGUUUUUAAAGUCUGCUUUAUAAAUAUGUUUUGUUUAAAUUAUUUUAACAAAUAAUAUGUAAAUAAUUCAUUUACAAAUGUAAUGUUCUGUUGGUUUCUAUAAUUGUUUGCUUGUUAAAAAAUAAACACUGAAGCUUGAUAAAUAAUA